CGCCGCUGCUGCUCCUGAUCUCGGUCCCGAUUUUGGUCCCGCUCCGUCCCGCCGCCAUGCCGUUCCUGGGGCAGGACUGGCGCUCCCCCGGGCAGAGCUGGGUGAAGACGGCCGACGGCUGGACGCGCUUCCUCGACGAGAAGAGCGGCGGCUAUGUCGGCGACAUCAGCAGCUUUUGUAAAAAGGACGAUCACAACAAAGAGAAUCUCUUCAACAGCCUGAACUAUGAUGUUGCUGCCAAGAAGAGAAAAAAAGACCUGCUGAAUAAUAAAGCCAAGAUUCAAUAUUUCCACCAGGAGAAGUGGAUCUAUGUUCACAAGGGGAGCACAAAAGAGCGCCAUGGUUACUGCACCUUGGGAGAAGCCUUCAACCGACUUGACUUCUCCAGUGCUAUCCUGGACUCCAGGCGAUUCAACUAUGUCGUGAGGCUGUUGGAGCUGAUAGCAAAGUCUCAGCUGACGUCACUGAGUGGCAUUGCCCAGAAAAACUACAUGAACAUUUUGGAAAAAGUGGUGCAGAAAGUCCUUGAAGAUCAGCAGAACAUCAGGCUAAUACGGGAAUUGCUGCAGACCCUCUACACAUCCCUCUGCACAUUAGUUCAACGGGUCGGCAAGUCUGUCCUGGUUGGAAACAUCAACAUGUGGGUGCACAGGAUGGAGAGUAUUCUCCACUGGCAGCAGCAACUGAACAACAUUCAGAUCACCAGGCCUGCCUUUAAAGGAACGACUUUCACAGACCUGCCGUUGUGUUUACAACUGAACAUCAUGCAGCGACUGAGUGAUGGGAGAGACCUGGUUAGCCUUGGUCAGGUGGCUCCUGACCUGCAAGUGCUCAGCGAAGACCGGCUGCUGUGGAAGAAACUCUGCCAGUACCACUUCACGGACAGACAGAUUCGCAAACGGCUAAUCUUAUCUGACAAGGGACAGCUGGAUUGGAAAAAGAUGUACUUCAAGCUCAUAAGGUGUUACCCACGGAAGGAGCAGUAUGGUGACACACUGCAGCUGUGCAGGCACUGCCACAUCCUCUCCUGGAAGGGUACUGAUCACCCUUGCACAGCCAACAACCCGGAGACUUGCUCCACCUCUCUUUCGCCGCAAGACUUUAUCAACUUGUUCAGGUUCUGAACUUGGGUCACCACAGCUUACGCGAUUCUUACAGGACGCUUUAUGCCACUGAGCUUGGACACUCCAUUUGUAAAUAGUGUAAAUAUUCACGUUUGCUCGAAGCUCCUGAGUCAAGGAACAAGAGGAUCUCGGAGAUGAAAGGUGAAAUUGCUCACUGAUGCGCAGCACUUAAGGAAUACAGACUUCCAUAGGACUGGUGUAUAAAUGCAGCAGGUUGUACAGAGUCCCUUUUUUAUGAUCAGAGUACAAGAUACAGGGCAAAAAACUUCAUUUUUUUGUUUUUAGAAAUUAAAAAUGAAUUUGCCCCGCAACCAUUUGAGAACUCUUUUGGUUUGUUUCUAAUAGAGAGCAAGCAAUAUGAGGCUAGGACUGUUGAGCCGUUCCUCCAUCUGGUUUUAUUUAGCAUACGUAUUUAUAAAUAUGACGUUUUAAAAAUAUUUAUGAAAAAUAUCCCUGUGACAAGUUUAAUAAUACUUUUGUUUUAAAAGACACAUUCUGAAAUACUUAGGAUAGAACUCUAGCCUAUUUGCGAGAGAGAAUUGCAAGAUACCACUUUCUACCUCUAAUAGAUUGAGUACCUUUCAAACAAAAAUCCAGUGUACAAUGUGAACUUUUGUAUUUUGUACAAUGAUUUAAAGGGAAAUGUUUGUGAUAGUAAGCAUCUUUUCUUGUAUUAAUGCUUACCUCUUUACAUUAGUUUUCUUGCUCUACUCAGUGCUUGAAUGCCUAGACGAUAGGCAUCAUAUAAAUACCUAAGACUUUACUCCAUCCUCUUUUAAUUUGUUGGUUUUAUGAAAGACUAAGCAAAAGGGAAAAGAGAAGCCACAAGGAUGAAGAUUACCUAAAAGGGAGGAAGUUCUAUUAUAGAGAAACAAAGGACUGGAUUUAAUCUCACAAGGUAAAUUCGUAUCAACUCCACUAGGUUAAGUGCAUUGGUUGAAAUCCCAAGUGAGGUUAGAAUCUGGUUCUUCAAGCCCAUGUUUUCCAACAUAUACACUGCUCUGUAUUCCCACUGCUGUCAAGUGAAUUCAGUCAUCUUGGAGCUGGUAAAAUAUAGGGAGAACUAGGCCAUUGAAUCUAGUGAAAUGAUGCAGUUUUUAUUCACUGGAAGACUGGCAGCAUCACGUUUAAUUUCAGACUACUGGAGUUUAGGGUGAUGAGUGAGACAGCAUGAAGAAAUCGGUCAGCAUUUUCCUAAAAACAGCAGUCAGGCCUGGGGUCAGCAAGGGAUUUCCAACAUGGCACUUGACAUCUUGGGUUAUUUCUCCAUGCCAGUGGCAAAGACCCAGCCUAGUCCCUUCUGCUUCCAGUGCUGAGCUUCUUUAUGGGAUCUUCUAACACUAGCUUAGAGCUAAAUUUUUAGUCCUAUGGAGUAAGUGGCCAAACUAACUUCACUGUGGCCAUGAUCUGGCUCACCGUCUCCUCUGUUGCAUACAAUGCUUCACUUUUCCCUACAGUGGAGCUAGAAGAAUCCAGCUCGUAUAUAACAAUUUGAAAACCUGCAGUGGAAAGUUUUUGCUGUUUGCCCAUAGAUUUCCUGUAUAGCACUUUCUCUGUGCACGAUGUAAGCAGGAUACCUCGGAAGGGUAAAUAUUUAGUGGGUUGUGUGUGACUAUGUACAAAGAAUUGCGAGGAAGAGGAGUACUCAGGACAAUUCAGGAAGAACUACUUGAGUUAAUUAUUGUUAAAUAUUCUGUUCCUUUUUUUACAUUUUUAUAACACACUUUUCUGCAGCUGUUUAUAUUUUUAAAAAAAAUUGACAGUAUUUGCAUUUUUGCAAACUAAAUCACUUUGCAUACUCUUGGAAGAGACGCAAAAAGGGAAAAAAGCUGCCUCUAGAUGGAGCAGUGGGGAAGGGGGGAGAAAAACCAGGAAAAUGCUGACAAGAACUGCUCUUCUCCUGCCUUCCAACAGCAAACCCAAGCUUUUGUUGUUCCAGAGAGCUCUGUGAGCCUGUGCCACCCUUAGCCAUGGCCCAGAGCUUGGCACUCUCCAGAGAUGAGGAGAAAACACGUCCAGGAUAGGGAGCUUUAUCUUGGUGUUGAUGCCCCAUCCAUCAGUUUGACUGCUGGUGGAAAGCAUAAGCCUGCUGAUGGUAUUCAUGUCAACUGAAAGUGAUUUAAAAGCUGUUACCUUGGAAAAAUGAACUUGUGCUUGUUUGGGGGGAUGUUUGUGAGUGAAGGAGGCCAGUUUCUGUUUUCAUUCCCGCAUUGAUGGCAGCAGGUAGACGAGGCUGAAAUCUGGCUCAGUGAAAGAGGACAUUAAGGACAGAAACCUGCAAGUGAAGUGAGUGAAGCAUUGCCACUGUAUUUGGAGAUUCUUACAGCUCCUUUUUCUAGCAGUGAGAGGACCCAUGCCCCUUGGCAUCUUCUGUUUCCAGCUCUGACUUGGGGUUGGUUUGUUUUGUAGUCUUGCCUCUGCCACCUAUAGUGAGCCAACCUGUUGUGAUGGGGAGGCAACAGUAUUUUGGUAUGAAAUGCUGGGGGGUUCUGCCUAGUCUGAGUCUCUGCUUAGCAGAUGACACUUAUCCACUGUGAGAUUGUGACACUGCGUGAAUUUUAAGCUCAGGUUUUAAUCUGGCCUAGUGCAUUCCCUGCACAGCAAGACAGAAAAUCUCAGUGUUUAGCUGUGAUUUGGGAAUGUCUCAGCUCUAGCCAUUGCCUCUAUCAGCCCUUCACUGGACUUGAGCAAAGAGUUUAUUCUGUGUCCUCUGCCCAGAGAGCAUGGGUCAUGCUGACAACAUACUUAACGUGCAACUGAGGCUCCUAUUUAUAAAACUUACUUCAAUUAGUGGUGGUGGUGGUUUUUUUUUAUUUCUUAGCACUGUGUAAUCUUAAAGGGUCAAAGUGCUGAAGAUGAUUUGUUAAUACAUACGGACACUUGUGUGUUGCUCAUGUGAGGUACUGGGAUAUUGCUGUCAGUGUCCAAAGCAGCAGAAAACCAAGCAACUACUGUACUGGAGAACAAAAUGGACUAAACAAAAAGAAACAGAAUAAGCCUCAUUCAGUUACUGCCUCAGUCAUUACCCUCACCCUCCUGCUACAGCAACUGUCGAAUAAGACCUUGAUCUCUUUGGGAGACUCAUUGUUUCUUGAGUGGCUGGUACAGGGAGAUAUUGUGGUGAAUUCAGUACUCUUGUAUUUAAAAUGAAAUGCUGUUGCAUCCAAAUACCUUAGUCUCACCACUUAUAAACAAAGCGAUCGUUAUUUUAGCAGUGCAAAGGCAUCUGCUUGGCUGAGGAUGGCAGAGUAACAAAACUGACAGUGAUAACAGGGGCUUCCAGGCAGGAUGGUUUAAGGCUGCUCUCGUGCAAAAAGGACUUCUUUUAUUUUAAGACAAUUGUGGCAAAGCUGUUAUGAAGGGAAAACAGAUUUUUACUUGUAUUUUGGAAAUAGAACAUUCUUUUCAAACGACAUUUCACCUUCCAGUUAGUUGAUGCAUUCCCAUUAGACAUGCAUCAGUUCUUAUACUAGGAAAGGAGGUUUUUUUCUGUCUUCGGGUUUUUCUCCUGCCAGCAUAUCCAGAGAAAUCUCAUUAUCUUCAGAGGAUGUGUUAACCAGUGCAACAGUGUAGAACGUGGUGCUGUGAAGAGGAAAAAUAGAUCCAUGCAGGGGAGGAGGCUUAGGAAGGGAGAGAUCCCAGAGAUCUCUCUUUCAGCUUUCUAGAAGAGGCAGGUAUUUGGAGUUCGUUUUAAUGUGAUAGCUACUUCAAGAGGCACAAUUUCAGCUGUACAUACCUUAAGCCAUUUAUACUAACUAUGGUAUGAUAAAGUUUGAUCAUAAAAUGUGUGUACCUCCUCUUAUAUUGUUUGGGUUUCUUUUUUUAAUUGUGGGAGUUUCUAGAUCCUUUUAUUUUGUAAAGUGAUUAGGAAAACUUGUAUUGCUCUGAAGACAUUGCUUUGUAUGUAAACCUUUAAUUGCACCCUGCCACUUUCUGUAUAUGGGAAUAUCUUUUUUAUUACUUUUCUUUGCCCCCAGGUUUUGAACUGUUUGUGUUCCCAUUUCUGUUUGACUUCAAUUAUUCUUGUGAAGCUAUCACCUUCUAGAACAUGUGCAGGUACUAAAUCAGCUUUUCCUGCCCAGAAAAUUCCUUGGCCCUUAAUAGCUAAAAUUUGAUUUAGAGCAGGAACAUUCAAAUUCUGUUAUGUAGCUAAUAAAUCAGAUGUGCUGUUUCACGCUUAUCUCCUGCUCGGUACAGCAAACCAGUGUUGUCCUCUGCGGUUGUUCUUACAAACCCGUUGCACAGCUUCCCCAUAGAUCAGCACCUUGCCAAAAAGACAUAGCUUUAAACUAAAAUGCCACUCUUCCUAGCUGGCCUGUUUGCAAAAACAUAGACCCCGUGGAGCUGAUGGCUGAUGAGGUUGAUAAAGACUCCCUGUUACAAGGUUUGGGACUCUGGUGUUCUGCUUGUGCUGCUUUUCUCGGCUCAUUGCUUAUAAUGAUGCUUGUUAAAGGCUCUGAAGACAUGGCCAGCCAUCCGCACAGCUGUCAGCGUGUGGCUGCUGGGCUGUGUGAGUGUCUCUGCCGGCACCCGAUUUCUAUCCCACGUCUUCCUCCACUGAUUUCGUUGGUAGCAAAUCGGCUUUGCAGGAUCUGGCCCUAGGGAGAACAAAUCCAUCUUGUCCUUGACACAUGCAGUCUCUAGCAUAUUAAUACCUUGAACACCAGAGAGAUUCUCCCUCCAUUGACCAAGCAUUGCUGCUUCUCCUCCUGGGAGGGCAACUGAGGGUGGAACUCGCAUUUCUUUAGCCAUCGUGUGCUGCACAGAAUGCUAACAGGUCUGCUACUGAGAGAACAUUUUAAUUUGAAAUAGCAAAUACGCUCAUCUUUAGGAACUAACUUACAGUAAUUAUAAAUACCUACUUAUAUAUGGAAGAGAGCGUGUGUUCUGUUUUGUUUUUCCUUAAAGUUGUAACUAGAGAUGAUAUGAAGUGAAAGGCAUCCCUUACAUAAGACUUUUGUUUAAUAUUGUGUGGUUAAAAUCCUUCCAUUAUAAAUUUGCACACUUUUUUCUUCCCUUGCAUGUUCAACUCUGAUUUUUACAGCUGUUCUGUGCAGACAGUAAUGUAUUUUUGUAAAACAUUUUUGACACUGAAUUGCAAUAAAUGUUCAAACAAUGUGAACCACA
Gymnogyps californianus (California condor) is the source of this 6251-nucleotide messenger RNA. RefSeq names its product F-box protein 32 (gene FBXO32). The transcript is spliced from 9 exons. Gene Ontology annotation, molecular function: protein binding. Bases 57 to 1124 code for a protein of 355 amino acids. Gene Ontology annotation, biological process: protein ubiquitination. The record is from RefSeq and is a predicted model, not a curated record. Gene Ontology annotation, cellular component: SCF ubiquitin ligase complex; nucleus; cytoplasm. NCBI's taxonomy places the organism in Eukaryota, Metazoa, Chordata, Aves, Accipitriformes, Cathartidae.